UCUCUCUCUCUCUCUCUCUCUCUCUCAGAUCUGGUUGUCUGGAGCUGAACACCGAGAGGAACUCCAAUUUCCUUCGGAUUCGUACAAAUCUCAGGUACUUCAAACUCCAAAUUUCCUUUUUCAUUUUCCGCCACUUGCCUUUCCUUUCGUUGUAAUUCUUUUCCUUCCUCUCUCUCUUUCUCUCUCUCUCUAGAAUUCUCCUUCUCUUUGUUUCUGGCACCGAAUUGGAAUCAACCAAUUGCUAACUAGCUUAUCACCGGUCAAAAUCGUAUAAAAUCUCGUAAUUUUAUUGAAAUCCUCGUUUGUUUCUUAGAUUUCCGAUGGUUCUUUACGAAAAUAUUCUUUUUAUCCUUAAUUUCGUGGGCUGAUUUAGGGUUUUGUUUCAUUCAUAAAGAGAAAAAAAAAAAAAAUCCAUUUUGGUUGAAAUCCGCAUGCCCAAGUGAGUGAUAUUAUGGUGAGGGAGCAAAGGGUCGAGUCGUUUUAUGCGAAGCUCCGCGAAUCGGCGAUUGCUUCGUCUUGCUCUCCUCUGCUCGUAUUCCCGUCCACCUCUGAUGUGGACUCACUCUGUGCCCUCAAGAUCAUUUUCCAUGUCCUCGAAUCUGAUUCCGUUCGAUACGCUUGCUAUCCGGUCUCGUCGUUUCAGGAAAUUCACAACUACGCGGGGCCCAGUUUGUGCUCGUCCGAUGAGCCCAUUUCCAUUCUUUUGAUAAAUUGGGGGUGCCAUAGGGACUUAAGGAAGGUCCUGAAUUUAGGCCCGGCGGCUCGUGUUUUUGUGGUUGAUAGUCAUCGGCCCAUUCAUUUGCACAAUUUGAGUGAGCAGAACGAUAGGGUGGUUGUGCUUUACACGCAGGACGAUGAACAACAGACUGAUUUGGCGUACGAUUUUGAUGUUUCGGCUUUGGCGAAUGUGAGUGAUUUGAAUAGUGAUGAUGAGGUUGAUGAGGAAUCUGAUAGUGAAGACGAGAGUGAGAGUGAGGAAGAGGAGGAUGGGGGCGGAUCGAGAAAGAGGAGGAGGGUUUCGGAAGAAAAUAAGGAUGACCCAGUUCAAGUUUUCAGGAAAUUGAAGAGGGAGUAUUAUCAUAUGGGUACUUUCCAUGGGAAGCCGUCCGGGUGUUUGAUGUAUGAUUUGUCGCAUUCUUUGAGGAAGAACACAAAUGAGCUGCUUUGGUUGGCUUGCGUUUCAUUGACGGAUCAGUUUGUUCAUGAGAGGCUAACUGAUGAGAGGUACCAAGCUGGGGUCAUGGAGCUUGAACAGCAUAUCAACAGCUCGGGGAAUUUGGAAGCAGUAACUUCGGUGACUCUUAAAGACGGGACAAAGAUUCGAGCACCCAAUGCAUCUAGAAUUGCAUAUGAAGAUGAACCAAGGCUAAUGCUCUUACAGGAGUGGAAUUUAUUUGAUUCAAUGUUGUGUUCUUCGUAUAUUGCGACUAAAUUGAAAACAUGGAGUGACAAUGGGAUGAAAAAGCUCAAGCUUCUUCUAGCCCGGAUGGGAUUUGCACUUGUGGAUUGCCAGCAGAAGUUUCAGUACAUGAACCUUGAAGUAAAGCGGAAGAUGAAAGAUGAGUUUGAACGGUUUUUACCCGAGUAUGGGCUUACUGAUUUCUACUACAGGAGUUUCUUGCGGCUACAUGGUUAUCGCUCAAGGGUGUCAGCAGCGGAUGUGGUGUAUGGUGUUACUGCACUGCUUGAAUCAUUUGUGACAUCGGACGGCUCUUGUGCGUCCAAGCAGUUUGGCGUAGCUUAUGAUGCACUGUCCUUGAGCAAUCUUGAUAAGCUGAAAGCUGGAAUGCAUAAUGCAAUCAAGGUACAAAGGGCAAUUCUUAGGCAAGGAAGCACUGCGAUAACUAAGAGCGGUUGUAUAAGAAGUGGAAGGAAAUUCCGGUGGGUAAAGCUUGAAGACUCGGUGGACACAAAGGUUCUGGGUUACCCACAGGCGUUGACUAAGUUUUGUUAUUUUCUGAUGGAUGCCUUGCGAGAGAAGGGAGCAAGAAUGAAGCCUUUGCUCUGUGCUUGCUUAUCUCAAGAGCCAAACAAGGUAUUGAUCGUAGGAGUUUGUGGGAAGCCUCGACUUGGGGCAGUUCAAGGAAAUGCAUUUGGAAUUGCAUUCAGAAAUGCAGCCGAGGAGAUUGGAGCAGAAUUUUUCCAUGAGUUGUUCGAGUCUUCAUGGAUAGUCUUGGAUGCAGCUGCAGUUAAUUCCUUUAUGGUCAGGUUGACUGAAAAACUCUGAUGUACAACUAUAAGGCAUGUAUGGCUAAUACAACCCUCUAGCUUCUUUGCGCAGUUUUUUCUUUUAUCAUCAUAGCGUUUCUGAGAUGAUUAAUAAAUUGUAUGCGAUAGUUAAUUUGCGUGACUUGAUGUAAUUGUCCUUUUUCCUUUCUUAACAAU
Molecule: messenger RNA, 2385 nt
Organism: Corylus avellana
Lineage: Eukaryota; Viridiplantae; Streptophyta; Magnoliopsida; Fagales; Betulaceae
Gene: CDC45
Product: cell division cycle 45
Biological process (GO): DNA replication initiation; double-strand break repair via break-induced replication; mitotic DNA replication preinitiation complex assembly
Cellular component (GO): DNA replication preinitiation complex
Molecular function (GO): chromatin binding; DNA replication origin binding; single-stranded DNA binding
Source: RefSeq, a predicted model, not a curated record